This is a messenger RNA of Aureobasidium vineae, 1002 nucleotides long. Lineage: Eukaryota; Fungi; Ascomycota; Dothideomycetes; Dothideales; Saccotheciaceae. The record is from the annotation of a GenBank genome assembly.
AUGCCAGACUACGAAACCUAUGAUCUUGGAGACUUCGAACUCCAGAAUGGCGAUACCAUCCCAUCGGCUAGAAUCGCAUACAAGACGCUUGGAAACAAGACAUCACCAGCAAUAAUCUAUCCUACUUGCGACAAAACACUCAAUCCUGACGACUACUUCAUCAUCAUCCCUGCUCUAUUCGGAAACUCGCAAUCUUCAUCUCCAUCCAACAACUCUUUGCAUUCAUUCCCUGAGAUCAGCUUUUACGAUAACGUCAAAGCUCAGCAUGAAUUGGUUACCAAACACCUAAACAUCUCUCACGCAUUUGCGGUCCUGGGGUGGUCGAUGGGUGCGGGACAGACUUACCAGUGGGCUACCCAAUAUCCAGAUUUCAUGGACAAGAUAGCACCGUUUUGCGGUAGUGCAAAGACGAGUUUGCAUAAUCAGGUGUUUUUGGAGGGGGUCAAGACUGCGUUGGUGGCUGCUAAGGGUGCUUCUUCGGCUGGGAUCUGUAAAGGAUAUACGAAGCAAGGAGAAACCCAAGAAUGGACAGAUGAAGAGAGGGAAGUUGGGUUGAAGGCGCUGGGGAGGGUAUAUGCUGGUUGGGGCUUCAGUCAAGCCUUUUACCGCGAGAAGCUCUACGAAUCAGUGCUUGAGUUCAAAGACUUGGAAAUUUUCAUGACCGACUUCUGGGAAACUUGGGCCCUCUCCAAACAUCCAGAAAAUAUGCUCACCAUGCUGCAUACCUGGCAAUCCGGCGACUGCUCUGCUCAAGACCCUUACAACAACUCUUUCCCUGCCGCCAUGAAAGCCAUUAAAGCAAAAGCUUUGGUGUUGCCGAGUAAAACUGAUCUCUACUUCCCGCCCGAAGACUCGGAAUACGAGGUGCAGUGUAUGAGUGAGGGAAUUGGGAGACUAGAAGUGUUUCCGAGCAUUUGGGGGCAUUGGGCUGGUGGACCGGGUCAGAGUACGGAGGAUGUUAAGUGGUUGGAUGAGAAGUUGAGGGGUUUCUUUGCAGAGUAG